Ornithodoros turicata is the source of this 1097-nucleotide messenger RNA. RefSeq lists its product as uncharacterized. The record is from RefSeq and is a predicted model, not a curated record. The coding region runs from base 7 to 906 and encodes 299 amino acids. Lineage: Eukaryota; Metazoa; Arthropoda; Arachnida; Ixodida; Argasidae. The transcript has 9 exons.
GCCUUUAUGAGCGUGUUGUACUCUGCUCUUGUCACAUGUUUACCUGAUUUUCUGUGUUGUUUAUUCGUGGCGUUACCUCUUCCCUAUUUAUCGCUUCUAAAUAUCACGACAGUCAUGUUUGCGUACGUUAGGUACUUGUACGACGACAUGCGCGUCGUUGUUUCUGCGAACACCAUCAAGAACUUUCCGUCCGACAUCGAUGUCACUGACUUCAACGGGAACACUGAAUACCCCGUGUACCCUGUUUACUGGAGAGGCGACAAGAAAACUCUCGGGGGCUACUAUGACGCACAAAUUAUCUUUCUGGCAGAUGAUGAAGACGACGCUAAGACUGGCGGAGAACGAAAACGACUUGGGAAAGCCCCUAGGCGGGAAAAAGAACCACAUCCGACGAAAGACAAAAAGACAAGCGCUGGAAAACGGAAGCAUAUGGAGCGGUGCAAACGUAGGCUGGAGCUCGGCCUUCUUGACGAAUUAGAUGAAGACGAUGAUGACUGCCUUGUACUACAGUCUGAAGGAAGGAAGGUGGAAAAACAGCUGGCACGCUGCCAAAGGGAGCUUCAUCGUUACAGAAAAGCUAACUUAGACCUCCAGGAAGCUCUGGCUGCAAAAGUGAUCGAGGCAGAUUUCCUGAGGACAUCACUUCACUGUGGUUGCUGCCAACGACAUGUGAUGCCAGGUGGUCAGGUCCACAAUCAGCCCGUAGUGGUCAGCAGCUUUGAAGAUUCUAAUGUCAAAAUCCACCCAGGAGCUACAGCCGGCAAGGGCGUUCUCAGGUGGGGUGGUGACUUUACCAUCCCUGAAACCACCAUUAGUACCUUUGAAGGUGGAGCUGCAACAAGUAAGGUCGUUGCCAAGCGGGUUGAUGACUGUCCCAUGCCUACAACCGGCAUCAGUGCCUUUUAAGGAGUUACAACAAGCAAUGACGUUGCUGGGCAGGCUGACUCUGUAACAUGUGGCAUGGCCUGGGAGACUGACAGUGGAGGCGCAUUGGAAACUGGCAUCGGAAUCCCUCAGGAUGCCGCAGAAAUGGAGCGGGAACCUUUGAUGUGCAUCGGAAGUCCUGUGUCCUGAUGUGGCUGCAGUGCAGACGGCAU